AUGGAGCUCUUCUCUCGCACCGUGGUCAGCGCCCUGUCGCUUUCCGUCGCCUUUGCUGGCUCGGCUUCUGCUCUCGAGGCCUUCCGCAAGCCUACUGUUUCUUCUACAGAAGGUGAUGGCUCGUCUCUUCUUGCCGCGCGUGGCUCUCCUGUUAGUAUCCACGCUGAUGCUGCGGAUUGGCCCGGUGUUCUGCGCGCUGCUCACGACCUUGCUAUCGACUUCGGACGCGUUACGGGUACCAAUGGUACUCUGAUGACUUCUGGAACACCGACGGCUAACGCUUCCAUGAUCUUCAAUGUCACUGGGAUCAGUGAAGACUGGAGCGUUAGUGGCAGUGCUGCAUCCAACUCAUCAGCUGGCACCAUCAUCGUGGGAACCAUUGGCAAUUCAAGCCUGAUCGACGACAUGAUCGCCAGCGGACAGCUCGACGUCAGCGAGGUUGAGGGUCAAUGGGAGUCCUACGUCAGUGCUGUGGUGAAGCAGGCUGGAAACAUGACUGGCGACGCACUUGUCAUUGCUGGCAGCGAUCGCCGUGGUGCCAUCUACGGAAUCUACGAUAUCUCCGAGCAAAUCGGUGUCUCGCCAUGGCACUGGUUCGCCGACGUACCUGCGAAGAAACACGACUCCAUCUACAUGCUCCAAACCAUCAAGGUCCAGAAGACUCCAUCUGUCAAGUACCGAGGUUUCUUCAUCAACGACGAGGCCCCUGCUCUUACCGGCUGGGCCAACGACCGCUACCCUCAGUCUCCGUAUGGCGCACCUUUCGGAGCUCAGUUCUACUCCAAGGUCUUCGAACUGCUGCUCCGCUCCAAGGCCAACUACCUCUGGCCGGCUAUGUGGAACGGCAUGUUCAACGUCGACGACGCUCGCAAUCAACCUCUUGCUGACGAGUACGGCAUCGUGAUGGGAACUUCUCACACUGAGCCCAUGGUUCGUGCCACCCAGGAAUGGAGCAAGGUCGCCAAGGGUGCUGAGUCUGGCUGGUCUUGGGCGACCAACAACGCCACUCUCUACGACUACUUCAUGGAGGGUGCCGUGCGCGCCGCUCCGUAUGAGAACGUCGUCACUGUUGGUAUGCGCGGAUACCACGACACUGCUAUGUCGUCUGAUGUCCAAACCUCGGUCCUUGAGGCUGUGGUCGACGCUCAGCAAGACAUUCUCACCAAGGUUCACGGCGACGCAUCAGAGGUUCCUCAGAUGUGGUGCUUGUACAAGGAAGUCCAGGACUACUUUGAGGCUGGCAUGAAAGUUCCCGACUGGGUCACUCUCCUCUGGACUGAAGACAACUGGCAAAACAUCCGCCGUCUUCCAGUUGGCGACGAGAAGAACCGAUCCGGUGGUGCUGGUGUCUACUACCACUUCGACUACGUUGGUGACUCCCGCAACUACAAGUGGCAGGAUACUAUCCAGCUCCAGAAGACCUACGAGCAGAUGAAGCUGGCCAAGGACCGUGAGGCUGACCGUAUCUGGAUCGUCAACGUCGGUGACAUCAAGCCCGCCGAGAUUGCCAUCAGCCAUUGGUUCGACAUUGCCUACGACAUGGACUCUUACAACCACGACUCAGUGCCCGAGUGGCUCGCUGGAUUUGCCGCCCGUAACUUCGGUGAAGAGCAUGCUGAGGAGAUCGCCGAGAUCAUGGACGAGUAUGGUUUCCUCGCCAACAUGCGCAAGUUUGAAUGGGUCGAGCCCUCUUCCUUCAGCGUUCUCAACUACGAGGAGGCUGACCGCAUUCUCGCUCACUGGGAGUCACUCGCCGAACGCGCCAACAAGGUCAAUGCUGCGCUUUCUCCGGAGCAACAGCCCGCAUUCUACGAGAUCAUCCUGCACCGUGUCCUCGCUGGAGGAAACCACGUCGAUGUACAGGUUUCGGGCGCCAGGAACAUCAUCUACGCGCAGAUGGGCCGCAACAGCGCCAACAGGUGGAUGCAGCGUGUGAUUGAUGGCAUGAACAAGGACCACAACCUCACCCGCCUCUACCACACUCAACUCAACGGCAAGUGGGAUCACAUGAUGGACCAGACCCAUCUUGGUUACCAAGGAUACUGGCAACAACCUAUGCGCCAGUCCACCCCCGAUCUCCGCUGGGUACAGACUCAAGAACGAUCCCUAGCCGGCGACAUGGGCAUCUCCGUUGAAGGCUCGAACGCCACCAUUCCCGGUGAUGACAUGUGGCACAGCAACGGCGGUGGUUCGCUCACCCUGCCGGCCAUGACACCCUUCACUCCCAAGCGCUGGAUCGAAAUCUCUCAUCGCGGCACCGGAGCCUUCAACUGGAACAUCAGCGCCGAUCCCUUCGUCACGCUCUCCGAAGCCAAAGGAACCAUGCAGCCCAAUGACGAAGACAUCCGCAUCUACGUCGAUGUAGACUGGACCAAGGUCGAAGACGGCUUCGGCGCCCAAAGCAAGCUCAACUUCUCCAGCUCCACCGACUUCGGCACGCAGGGUGGAAACCCACAAGUCAUGUUCAUGGUAAACAAGACGUCCAUCCCCUCCGACUUCAACGCCGGCUUCGUCGAAUCCGCGGGCCAACUCGCUUUCGAAGCAGAGCACUACACGCGCUCCACGCCUGGUUCCUCCGACAACGAAUACAUGGUCCUCCCCAAAUACGGCCGUACCAUGUCUGGCGUCAAGCUCGCGAACAACCUAGCCGAGGGCCUUGAUUCCUCCAGCGCACCAAGUCUGGAAUACGACUUCGUCACCUUCACACCCACCACCAAGGCCAAGGGCCUCAACGUCACCCUCAUCCUCACACCCACCCACAACAUCAACCCAAAGGUUCCCCUCGCGUACAUCGCCCAGAUCGACAACAAGACCGAAGCCCGCCGCCAGUUCGUCAUCGACCAGCCGCAGCCCAACUUCCCCGUUGGCUGGGGUGUUGCGGUUGCGGAUAGCGCGUGGAAGAACACGACUAACCACGGUGAACUUGCACCUGGUAAGCACACGCUCAAGCUGUGGCUUGUAGAGGCGAAUGUUAUUCUGCAGAAGGUUGUCCUGGAUUUGGGUGGUGUUGUUUACAGUCAUAAUGGGCCGCCGGAGAGUUAUCGCGUUGGCGGGAAUGCGACUAUGCACUAG
Messenger RNA from Alternaria ethzedia, 3072 nucleotides. RefSeq lists its product as uncharacterized. The transcript is spliced from 3 exons. NCBI's taxonomy places the organism in Eukaryota, Fungi, Ascomycota, Dothideomycetes, Pleosporales, Pleosporaceae. The record is from RefSeq and is a predicted model, not a curated record. Bases 1 to 3072 code for a protein of 1023 amino acids.